CCCCGCGCGAAGAGAGUGGUCGCGCCCAAAAGUCCCGCCUCCAUACCUCACGAAUGCGCGCCGGGCCACGCUUUCUGCCCCUUCCGGCGAGGCUUUGUUCUUGGAGUUGUCGUCUUCGGCCUGCGGCUUGGGUGUUUGCAGGGGCAGUGCCCUUUUCCCGCUUCGGGUCGACUCUGCUCCCCGGCCGCGUUCCGGGUGCCAUGGCUUCUCGCGGGAGGAAGCGGAAGGCCGAGGCAGUGGUGCUUGCGGCGGCGGAAAAGCAGGAGAAGGUGGCAAGCGGCAAGGAGGGAGAGAAGGAGACAGUCGUCGUUAUCGAGCAUUGCACGAGCUGACGCGUCUAUGGGCGCAACGCCGCGGCCCUGAGCCAGGCACUGCGCCUGGAGGCCCCGGAAAUUCCGGUGAAGGUGAACCUUGCCAAACCCCGGAGGGGCAGUUUCGAGGUGACGCUGCUGCGCCCGGACGGCAGCAGAGCGGAGCUCUGGACUGGAAUUAAGAAAGGGCCUCCUCGUAAAUUCAAGUUCCCUGAGCCUCAAAAGGUGGUGGAGGAGCUGAAGAAGUACCUUUCAUAGGGAAGUUUGGGCAGAAGUCCUCAUGCUGAGCCUUCUAUCCUUGGGGAUGUUGGAGCAUUUAUGAUGGGACACGGCCAAAUUUCAGUCAUGUACCUGAAGCCACUGUUUCUUCCCCUCGGGAAAUGAUGGUUCAGUUGUGAGGCAACCCUCUAUGAAGGCACUGUAAAAGUUCUUGGAUUUAGUUUAAUAAAAGUUCUUGGUAUAAAGUA
This is a messenger RNA of Choloepus didactylus (southern two-toed sloth), 778 nucleotides long. RefSeq names its product selenoprotein H (gene SELENOH). The record is from RefSeq and is a predicted model, not a curated record. Gene Ontology annotation, cellular component: Golgi apparatus. Lineage: Eukaryota; Metazoa; Chordata; Mammalia; Pilosa; Megalonychidae. The transcript has 4 exons.